Polyodon spathula (Mississippi paddlefish) is the source of this 2008-nucleotide messenger RNA. RefSeq names its product dol-P-Man:Man(5)GlcNAc(2)-PP-Dol alpha-1,3-mannosyltransferase-like. The transcript is spliced from 9 exons. Lineage: Eukaryota; Metazoa; Chordata; Actinopteri; Acipenseriformes; Polyodontidae. The record is from RefSeq and is a predicted model, not a curated record. Gene Ontology annotation, molecular function: dol-P-Man:Man(5)GlcNAc(2)-PP-Dol alpha-1,3-mannosyltransferase activity. Bases 75 to 1373 code for a protein of 432 amino acids. Gene Ontology annotation, cellular component: endoplasmic reticulum.
CUGAGGAAGUGUUUCCGGGGAGUUACUUUAUGCCGUGACACUCCGGGCAACAGAGAACGAGGAGUCAGUCAGACAUGGUAUCUGGUGCAGGAGUCGCGAGAAAGAAAUCUGCGGGACCCCCGUCUCUGAUGUGGGGUACCCUGCACGCUCUAUGGAAGGAUAAGCAUCGGGUUCUCUUCAAAUCCGAGUAUACCCUGCUCGUGACCGCGGUACUUUGGAUCGCCGAGAUCGUGAUCAAUAUCUGUGUGAUCCACCGCGUUGCAUAUACAGAGAUUGAUUGGAAAGCCUACAUGGAGGAGGUGGAGGGGGUUAUCAAUGGAACGUACGAUUACACUCAGCUGAAAGGAGACACUGGCCCCUUAGUGUACCCAGCUGGCUUUGUGUACAUCUUCACAGUGCUGUACUACGUGACGGGCCGGGGGAGGGAUGUUCGGCUGGCUCAGUACCUCUUUGCAGUCUUCUAUCUCGUCACGCUGCUCCUGGUGUUUCGUAUCUAUCGCCGUACCAGCAAGGUCCCUCCCUUUGUGUUCUUCUUCAUGUGCUGUGCCUCCUAUCGGAUCCACUCUAUCUUCAUCCUGCGGCUCUUCAACGACCCUGUGGCCAUGAUGCUUCUCUUUGUGGCGGUCAACCUCUUCCUGGAUGGCCGCUGGACGCUGGGCUGCUGCUUCUACAGUCUGGCAGUGUCUGUGAAGAUGAACGUGCUGCUGUUUGCCCCUGGGCUGCUGUUUCUGCUGCUCUGUGAGUUCGGGCUGCUGUGGAGCAUCCCCAGGCUCUCCCUCUGUGCAGCUAUACAGGUGGCACUGGGCCUCCCUUUCCUGCUGGAGAACCCGCUGGGCUAUGUGAGCCGCUCCUUUGACCUGGGCCGGCAGUUCCUCUUCGAGUGGACUGUGAACUGGCGCUUCCUCCCGGAGGAAAUCUUCCUCAGCCGCUAUUUCCACCUGGCCCUGCUGGGGGCACACCUCUCAGUGCUGCUGCUGUUCACUCUGUACCGCUGGAAUAGGUCUCAGGAGAGCAUCAUCUCCCUGCUGAAGGACCCAGCCCAGCGCAAACAGACCUCGCCAAAACUCACCGCUGACCAGAUCACCUACACGCUGUUCACCGCCAACUUCAUUGGGGUGUGUUUCAGCCGCUCGCUGCACUACCAGUUCUACGUGUGGUACUUCCACACACUGCCCUACCUGCUGUGGAGCGGCCGGGUCACGAAGCUGGCUCCUCUGUUCAGGGUGCUGAUCCUGGGGCUGGUGGAGCUGUCCUGGAACACCUACCCCUCCACAGUGUACAGCUCGGCUGUAUUGCACGCCUGUCACCUCGUCAUCCUGCUGUCUCUGUGGUAUGGACAGGAAGCUGCCGUCCACCUCCACAAACGCAAGUGAUCCCCACCCAGCACCAUGGGAGGACCGUUCAAACAGGAAGGCCCUUCCCUGUCUAGUCUGAUACGAGGAGAAGCAGAGUCCAGCCUUAGUGUAAUCUAGCCGUCCAGCACUUUCUCAGUCUCUAUUCAACAGAAUAUUCUGGGGGAAGGAAAGGCAGUGGGAUCUAGUGGUUAGAAAGUACAGGGCUAAAGGUUAUCCCCCGUCAGACCCUUGCAGUAGCAUUGCAGUGCUAUUGGUAUUUCUUUAUAUGAAACCUUUAACAAAACAAAUCGCUUUACAGGUGUGGAAGGCUUCGGCAGUGUAUUGAAUUACAGAAAUGCACGUCUUGGAGUCGCCACGCCGUUCCACACCUCAGCAGUUCCAUCGGGAAUCUUGAGAUUAUUGGACAUGGGAAGACCUGGAGUGAUAGUUUUAUUGUUUUCUUUUUUUUCAUUUGAGUUUCUUUUUGCUAAAUGUGGCUACCUGGAUGAAAAGGCUGUAUGUGGUAUUCUGAGAAUAUGUUUGAAACAGAAACAGACUCGACACCUGCUGCUAAAGCAACUGCGACAAAGAGCCAAAGAUAGAGGAAGAAAACCUAGGAGGACACAAAAAAAAAGCAGAAUCUUGUUUCUAAUAAAGUUUCAGUAUUCCAUGUG